Messenger RNA from Fusarium graminearum PH-1, 522 nucleotides. RefSeq lists its product as uncharacterized. The record is from RefSeq and is a predicted model, not a curated record. The coding region runs from base 1 to 522 and encodes 173 amino acids. The transcript is spliced from 2 exons. NCBI's taxonomy places the organism in Eukaryota, Fungi, Ascomycota, Sordariomycetes, Hypocreales, Nectriaceae.
AUGGGACGCCUCGGGAAGGGCUGCAACCCACGCACCGGCUUGCAGAUUGUCAUCGACUGGUGCCCAGAAUGCAAAGAUGGCUUUGCAAAGGUCAUCCAAGGGCUCAAACAGGUAGUUCCCACUGGUUAUCACAACCUCUGGGACUAUCGUUUGUUGUCUCGGUACUGGGCAAUCAAGUCUCAGAGUCGCUGCUCCAAGGCCGUUGACGCCGAUCCUAUCGGCUACCAGGCUUUUGCAAGUGACCAAGAGAUCAAGUACAUUCCAUUUGACCAGUUCAACGCCGAUGGCGAGCGAGAGGACGGUUUCUGGGAGCUUCAGGCUCUAGAAAACGAGGUCCGUCGACUGCAGCCUGACUUUGCCUGGAUCAAGGGCGAUCCACAAGGUGCUCGGCUAAAGCUGAGUGAUCAGCUCAGUCUCUGUGCGUCGGCUAUCGAAGUGACUGAACUAAAAGCAUGGAACCACGGCAAGGUCGAACAAAAGUGCAAGGGACAAAAAACAAAGGAGAGAAUCUGGCCAUGCUGA